AUGGACUUGACCCCGUCAAAGGUCUCGGAGUUACGCAUCGUGGUUGAGAAUGGCGACAGUGACGGCGACUUGGGAGCUGGGGUCAGACGCAAGCGUCGCCUAGCCCCUUGGAAGCAUCUCAAGUGUGAUUACGCCAGCUCGGUCUGCGCCAGGUGUCAAAAAAGUGGCGAGAAGUGCAUUCGAACCGCUGAUCGUGUCAAGUUCAGGCACGGGUCUAGUGCAAAAUAUGAUUCUAAAGGAUUCGCUGCCAGUCAAGUCUGGGUGAGACCAAACAAAUCUUCCGGUAGGUGGUUCUCCAAACAGCCUCAGCAGCCCUCAGCAAACCUCGUCUUCGAACUAAAGUACAUUGACGAAACUGCCGAGAUAGCAGCGAUAUAUGGUCAAAGUGAAGAAGAUUCCGACAUCGACCAUGAAUCGCAACGGGAACGACGGCAGCGGCAGGACCAGCAGCAGGACCAACAACACGAACAGCGAAAUGGACAGAUGCAGGAAGAAGGAGGGAGCGCACAAUCACAAUCUGACAUUGCAGAUGCUUCUCAACUUGACCCUGAUUUCACACCAACAUAUACAGCCGACGACCUACCUGAGGAAUUCCAAAACCCCUCUACAGCAUUAUUCUCGACAGCUGAUGCCAAUUCCUCGCCCAGCGACUGCCUUCGCGAUUCUUCACAAUUAUGUGACACAUCAUGGAAGCAGCGCUUCCAGACCGAGCAGUCCACAGCUGGCCAGUCAGAUCGCCUGCGGGGGUUUUCUGGCUCCCAGACCUCAGUGCCCUUUCCCUCUACCACCCAGAGCCGCAGUGUCAGAGACACCUCCACACGGAGCUCUUUUUCGAGUGGCCUUGUCAAAAUACCUCCCAGCGCUGUAUCUCAGACCGCCAGCUCUGAGCUCGAAGUCACACUUUUACGAUACUUCAUUGAUGUACUGGCGUGCUGGUUUGACAUCUGCGACCCCGAGAAACACUUUGCACUGAUUGUGCCCCAUCGAGCCCGCUGGUGUCCACCCUUGAAAACCGCGUUACUCGCAUCUUCGGCGCGUCACAUGACACGUGUCUGCAAUCCGAUGUCGAAACCUGGUUUUGUCUACGUUCACGAUGGUGAGGUCUUACCCGACCUCACCGAAGAGACGGCAUUACACUAUCAUAGCGAGUGUAUAAAAGAUUUGGUCCAGCGGAGUAUGAAUAUGGAGCAGCCGCAAGACGCAAGUCUCCUCGCUGCCGCAAUCAUCCUGCGCUUCUACGAGGAGAUUGAUGCGCCGCUCCGUGAAGACCCGGGUGACAAUGAGCUCUUUCUGCGCGUGAUCAAUGUCUUUAUUGACGCUCAAAUCCCUUCUGCACCUGUGGUCCCGCACAGCUCUCCCGUGAUUACCGGGCCCGAAAUAGCCACAAAUCCGUACGGAUCUUUGCUCUUCUCGCCUCAGAUCACAUCAUCUCCGAACGCUCCUUCCCAGAUCUCCAGCCGCAACGAAUUUCCUUCACAUUGGCGUACCGACGGGCUGCGCCAGGCAGGUUUCUGGGUAGCUUUCAGACAAGAGGUCCACAGCGCCUUCUUGAAGCAGCGGCCUUUCAAUCUCUCUCUCGCCCGUUGCGAAGCGUUCCGCAGUUUCUCGCCCGCCGAGGACGCCGUCUGGGCCGAUCGGUUGGUUGUGUUCUGCGCGGAUGUGCUAGAAUUUUGCUACAAUGACAACAAAGACCAGGCGUCGCAGCAAAAGCCCGUUGAGUCAACGAAAGAUCGUUGGCUGACCUUGAAGCGCUAUGAGAAGACGUGGAGAGAGGUUCUGCCUGCCAGUUUCGAACCGAUCUAUUACCGGGAUCCCAACCGCUUCAAAGGAGAAGUCUUUCCACAAAUAUGCUACAUGGUCGAUUGUCACGUGGUGGGAGUACAAUAUGUGGAACUCGCGAAGAUUCUGCUCUCAGUCUACGAUCCUACACGACCAAAGCUUGGACCAGGCUACAUUGCAAGUAUGCGUUCCUUGUCUAGCGAGGUACAGGCGGCCGUGUUACGUCUCUGCGGCAUUGCCACGAGUAAUCGCAAGUGCCCUCCAGCCUUGGUCACGGCUUUUCUGGCCAUUGCCAUGUGUGGAGAAUAUUUUCAAGACCCGCUGGAACAAGAGGCUUUGCUCGGACUUUUGGACGAGAUGGAGACCAAUGGUUGGCCUGCUGGUGAUACGAGACAGACUCUGAAAGAGGCAUGGCACAGAGCGAGCGAAUGA
This is a messenger RNA of Exophiala oligosperma, 2211 nucleotides long. RefSeq lists its product as uncharacterized. The coding region runs from base 1 to 2211 and encodes 736 amino acids. The record is from RefSeq and is a predicted model, not a curated record. Gene Ontology annotation, biological process: positive regulation of transcription by RNA polymerase II. NCBI's taxonomy places the organism in Eukaryota, Fungi, Ascomycota, Eurotiomycetes, Chaetothyriales, Herpotrichiellaceae. The transcript is spliced from 4 exons. Gene Ontology annotation, molecular function: transcription cis-regulatory region binding; zinc ion binding; DNA-binding transcription factor activity, RNA polymerase II-specific. Gene Ontology annotation, cellular component: nucleus.